Molecule: messenger RNA, 2271 nt
Organism: Coffea eugenioides
Lineage: Eukaryota; Viridiplantae; Streptophyta; Magnoliopsida; Gentianales; Rubiaceae
Product: protein PLASTID TRANSCRIPTIONALLY ACTIVE 12, chloroplastic
Exons: 11
Coding region: 210-1787 (525 amino acids)
Biological process (GO): plastid transcription; response to light stimulus; positive regulation of DNA-templated transcription
Cellular component (GO): chloroplast; nucleus
Source: RefSeq, a predicted model, not a curated record
UAAAUGAACGACGUCGUUCAGCAAGAUACACCCGACCCCCAUACACUUUAUCUUCUUCAAAUUAAAACCCAUGCCUAAAACCCAGCCAAGAAACCCACAACAAGGUUUUUAAAACAAAACAAGUUUACGUCACAUUGGAUGUAAUUAUUCAGGCCAAUGAAAUAUUUAAUCCAAAAAUUUUAGUGGGUUUGUCAUCUCCAAUAGCAGAAAUGGUAUCUUCAAUAUCACCUUCUUGGGUGUUGUGUCAAGAUAAUGGAAUAUCAAGAAGGAUUGUUUCUGUUGACGGGUCAGUUGCUAAGAGGCGGCAUUUGCAGGGUUCUAAGACUUCAUUUGCAAGGGCAUUUGUUACUUCAAUUUGGCAGUUAAAGGUUGGAUUGCACCAUUCAUCUGGGAAUGUGCGUCUUCUUCCCUGUAUAAAAUGUGAGAAUUCUAACAAAGAAGGGAGUUCAUUCGAGCAAGUAUCUGUUGAACCUCCUCCAUAUCAUAGUUACUUGGACUCUACGUCUGGGCAGCUUGAACCAGCUUCUGGAGCUCGUGCAAGUAUUCCAGGGCAAGAGUUCUGGCCAGAAGGGACUGCAAGUCGAGUAAGAGCUGCCAGGGCUCCUGAGCCAAUGGGUGCCUCAACUACAAGUCCUUCUUAUGGACAAAAUCCUGGAAGCAGAAGGAAAAAGUAUAAAGCAUCAGUUGCUUCCUCUGAGACUUCGGAAACAAGUGGAGUUCCUGACAUUCCUGAUGAUGUACUAGAAGAGCCCAAAGAAUUGUUAUCUGAGUAUGUUGUUUAUCAGUCAGAACCAGAGGAAGAGAACUUAAGUGACUACGAGAUGGAUAAGAAAAUUGGACGUCCUCACCCUUUCAUUGAUCCAAAAGCAAAGAAGCCAGUAGAAGAGCCACUUACAAGUGAAGAACUAUGGUGGAACUGGAGAAAGCCAGAAAAAGAACAAUGGUCAAGGUGGCAAAGGAGGAGGCCUGAUGUUGAAACGGUGUUUCUUAAAGCAAUGGCAGAGACUGGGCAAAUAAAGCUCUAUGGUGACCAUCCAACAUUGACUGAGACUUCACUUUACAGAGCAAGGCGACAUAUAUACAAAGAGGAAAGGCUGAAGGCUGAACAAGAAAGAUUGGAAAAGAUUGGUCCAUUAGCUUACUACUCAGAAUGGGUGAAAGCUUGGAAGAGAGACACUUCGAGGGAAGCUGUUCAAAAGCAUUUUGAAGAGACUGGUGAAGAUGAAAACACACAACUCAUUGAAAUGUUUACGCAUCAAACUGAUCAAGAGUACCGCAUCAUGAUGGGUACUGAUGUUCGUAUUCGACGUGAUCCUUUAGCAAUGAGAAUGCGAGAGGAUCAAAUAAAAGAAAUAUGGGGUGGAGAUCCAGUUUACCCAACUAUUAACUACAUUCAGGAUCCAGAUGCUGUCAUUGAUUUCAGGGGUCCAGAUUUUCAUGAGCCUACACCAGAUAUGCUGGUGUAUCUGAAAGAGCAUGGGAAAAUAAUAUCGCGGGAGGAGCUAGAGAUGAAACUUGCUAAAGAGAAGACAGAAGAACUUGAGAUGACAGAUAUGGAUGAAGCCAUGGCUCAAGCUGUAGACAUUGGGGAAAACGAUGAUGAGGGAGAGGAAAGUGAUGAUGGAGAAGAAGAAAAAAUUUCGCGCAAUUGGAGCAUUCUGAAAAGUAAUCCUGAACUUCGGAAAUCAAAGGGUAAACCAAAGAACAAUAACUUGUCUCUGGAAGAAGCUAUAGAUGAUUCAGAGAACCUCACUGACUUUCUCAUGGACUUUGAGGAGGAUGAGUAGUUCUUUCUGGAUUUUGGGGUGGCUGAGGUAUGGCUGUGCUUUUCAUAUGUGCCUGUGCAUCUACUUUGCCAUUUCCGCUGUUGUCGUUAUACACCAAUCAACUGGUUACAAUAGUCCUGUCUUCUAAAUCACCUGACCUCAUGUUGUGAUGUAAUUAAUCAUCACUUGUCUCCAGACAACCAAUCAGGGAUGCUUACUGAUGAAUUCAGCUUCUUCAAGAAGAGAGCAUCUUCUUCAAUUGUAUUAUUGCUAACUUAUACUGUAUGAAGGGAAAUUUGGAGAAGUCUGCUAAUGACACUAAAUUCGUGUCUUGCUGCUCUACCUUGACCUAAAACUUGAAGCCAUUAUGUCAUCUGAGGCACAUACCUUUAGUCUUACCACUCAAUUUUGGACUUUUGCAACCAAUUGGUAUAGCAUCAAGGUUUCUUUGACCCUAACACUAUUAUGAUUUGAUUUGAAGUAUGGGAAACAGUGAAUUUAAACA